Molecule: messenger RNA, 1877 nt
Organism: Syzygium oleosum
Lineage: Eukaryota; Viridiplantae; Streptophyta; Magnoliopsida; Myrtales; Myrtaceae
Product: anthranilate phosphoribosyltransferase, chloroplastic
Exons: 11
Coding region: 342-1556 (404 amino acids)
Biological process (GO): L-tryptophan biosynthetic process
Cellular component (GO): cytosol
Molecular function (GO): anthranilate phosphoribosyltransferase activity
Source: RefSeq, a predicted model, not a curated record
ACUCCCUCUAUCAGCAAGACACGCUCUUGUUUCCAGUCUUUCCUCUUCGUCCCCCCGCCACCUUCCCGGCAACACUCUGGCUCCGCUCCGUCUGGCGGUCUUCUGCUGUUUGGAUUUGCUCAUUCGCGGAUCGAACAAGAUUAGCUCGUGGUUGCCCAUUUGGGAAAUGAAGUUGGUGGCAGCCGCUGUACUUCAAAUCAAGCUUCUUCUUCUUGCCUGUAAUUUGCUUUGCACCAUCACUUACUCGGGCUACAGUUACACAUCCCAACACCCAUCAGAUUCUUUCUGUCCCAUAUCUUGAUUUCUAUAAGCGGAGCGAGGAGAAUCUCGGAGCGUUGGCCAUGGCAGAGAGACUGGUUCUCCGACAACCUCCCGUCUCUUCUCACUCCUCAUUUUCCCAUCGGAGGUUGGCGCAGGUGACCGGUCUCCGACCUGGGAUUUCAGCCGGACGCGCUUACGCCAAUACUGCUCGUGCCAGGAGUGUAGGGGUUAGUGCUGUGCAUGAUGAUGUCGGCACAAAUUCUUCUCCAAAGGUCGGAUCAUUUAACGAGUUGAUUGAGUCUUUGAUUAGUCGUGAGGAUCUAUCUGAGGCUGACGCCGAGGCGUCUCUAGACUUUCUUUUGAAGGACGCUGAUGAGGCACUGAUCAGUGCUUUUCUUGUGCUGUUGAGAGCCAAAGGAGAGACCUUUGAAGAGGUUGUAGGCUUGGCAAGGGCAAUGAUCAAGUAUGCUAAGAAAGUGGAAGGAUUAGUUGAUGCGGUAGAUAUUGUCGGAACAGGCGGUGAUGGUGCCAACACGGUUAACAUAUCAACCGGUGCUUCUGUACUUGCUGCAGCUUGCGGUGCCAAAGUUGCAAAGCAAGGGAACCGUUCGAGCUCUUCGGCAUGCGGGAGUGCUGAUGUAUUGGAAGCCUUGGGAGUUGCCAUCGACUUAGAACCCAAGGGGAUCAAGAGAUGUGUGGAUGAAGUAGGAAUUGGUUUUAUGAUGGCUCCGAAAUAUCAUCCGGCAAUGAAGAUUGUUAGUCCUGUGAGGAAGAAGCUGAAAGUGAAAACGGUAUUUAAUGUACUAGGACCUAUGUUGAAUCCAGCACGGGUAUCUUUUGUUGUCGUUGGUGUCUACAAAGAUGACCUAGUUCUUAAAAUGGCAAAGGCACUGCAACGAUUUGGCAUGAAGAGAGCGCUUGUUGUUCAUUCAGAGGGUCUGGAUGAAAUUAGUCCUCUCGGGGCUGGGUUAGUUCUUGACGUUACUCCGGAGAAGAUUGACAAAUUCUCCUUUGAUCCAUUGGACUUUGGCAUUCCUCGGUGUACGUUAGAUGACCUGAGAGGUGGAGGCCCCGCUUAUAAUGCGGAAGUCUUGAAGCGCGUAUUAUCGGGGGAAAAAGGACCAAUUGCGGACGCAUUUAUACUAAAUGCAGCAGCAGCUCUCUUAGUCGUGGGCCAAGUACGUACAUUAGCUGAUGGAGUAAGUUUGGCUCAAGAAACUCAACAAUCUGGAAGAGCUUUGCAGACCCUGAACAAGUGGAUAAACAUCUCCAACAAGGCAAAGGAAGAGCUUUAGAGACACUGAACAAGCAAACAAUCAUCUCCAUUUGUAUACAAGACUCGAGUCUCAUGGGUUGAUCAGAAGUCGAAGUGUGAGAAUACAAGUAGGCUCAGCAAGCACAGGGAUUCGGCGUUCAUUUUGGUAUGCAAAGAACUUUGAAAACAAUCUUACAGGUAUGUCGAUGUUUAAGGAAGAAAACAUUGAUUUCUUCUCUACAGUAAAACUUGGUCCGAGUUAUGAGAGACGUUGUACCAUGAUGCACUUGCUUCUGUCAUUUCUAUCCUUUAAGGAUGCAAUUUAAAGAACCGCUGCAUCAGAUUGCUAGAAUUUCAAGGA